This is a messenger RNA of Dinoponera quadriceps, 6328 nucleotides long. Its product is annotated as bicaudal D-related protein homolog. NCBI's taxonomy places the organism in Eukaryota, Metazoa, Arthropoda, Insecta, Hymenoptera, Formicidae. The record is from RefSeq and is a predicted model, not a curated record. The transcript has 7 exons. The coding region runs from base 2328 to 4013 and encodes 561 amino acids.
UACAUUCUUUUCGCCAUUCGGACUAUUAGCGCCCUCUGGAUAUUUUUGAACGAUCGAUCAGUAAUCGAUAAUAGCGGAUAGAUCGAUCAUCGUUUGGCGGAAUACGCGCGUCUCCCGUUGUUCGUAUUGAAUCUCACGGGCGAGGAACGGGUACAGGCUCGAUAUGUUUGUGUGUGAUUCGUAGAUUCGGUGAAGUCAGGUGGUUCGACCAGGUGGGUCAAGUGGUGGGGGCACACGCUUGAGGAUGCAGACGGGGGAGAGACGUUAGUACACCUCCGGAGGGGAAGGUCGCCAGGUCGAUCGGUUCUGCCCGCGCGGGUAACGAACGCGCGCGGCACCUCUCCGAGCAUCCGUGAUCGCGUCGGUGUCUCUCGUACGUGACUUGUUCGUCGUCGUUUCGACGAUAACGCGAGAUUCGCCGAUAAGAUCGACCGUUGGCUUCGGCUCUCACGUUUGCGGGGCUCAACGACGACGAUUUCGGCGGACACUCCAGGUACGCUUGGAUCGAUACACGGUUAUUAUGGAGCGUGUACGGUAGCGGAAGCGGAUAUAAUUGCUAAGGGGAUUAUUAGGUGACGCGAUGCCGUACGAUAUCGCGCGAAUAUCGCUGUUAUCGUCAGCCGAAAAUCGCACGCGAGGACUCGACUCGUGACUAAUUUGCUUUUCUUCUUCUUUCCUUUUCUGUAAUUAUAAGGCUUCUCUUAAUCCCGCUGUACCCACGUUCGUCGAAGAAGACAAACAAAACUCGUAACGUUAUUAUCGCAAAAUUUCCGUGCUCGUGUUUACACGGGCCGACACAAAGAGAGGCGGCCGAGCGAGCGGGCGGUAAGUACGUCGAGCCGAACGAAUUACUUUCAACCGUACGGCAAUAUGGUGGGAGAAGAAGGCGCGCUGGCCGUUCUCGUGGAGCCGCGCGCGCGAUUCCGUAAUAUUUAUUUUCCACUCACGGCUAGUGAGUCACUACCUGGCCGACCGUGGCACGGUGAACAGGUAGACUCCGGCGCGAGUCCGUGUGUGCGCGCGCGAGACUGAAUUCGCGACCUCUCGUCGCAUCCCCGCGCGUGUGCCUUUCAGUGAAUUCUUCGAGAGCGGAGGAGGAGGUGCGUCCGCAGAGGCGGUCGGGCGGAGGUUCGUUGGGUGCAGGAAUGAGGUAUUCGCCGAGAGGAUCUGUAAUCUGUGCGGCGCCGACAUCAUAAAGGAUACCCGCCUCGUUAUAUUCGAAGUGAACAGUGCAGUGUCAGAAAGAGAGAGAGAGAGCGCCAUAUCGAUUCUCCUCGCAAUCGUCGAAGUGAACGCGCUCAUUAUUUACGCGAGCAAACGACUACCGCAAACUAUCGUUACGUCGUAAUUCACGUGAUUCCAUUCUCGGCUCGACAGCGUGGCGGUACUUGAGAAUCAUCGAUCUUCAUGAGCGCCGUGAUCUUCUUCCUGCGCGCGGAGAGCUGAGCACUCUCGCUUCGCUCGCGUCCUCGCAGCGUCCAGGGACGUUCGUGGCGAAUUAUCGAACGUUGUGUCGCAACCGAACGGACUUUCCAUCCCGGCCAGACGAUUCCGCAAAUCGCAGAGUUCGCUGCGACCCGCUUCUUUGUUCGAAACCGCUAGACCGAUGUUAGCACACGCGACCGUAAGGCAGCAGUGCGCGGCCUUAGAUUCGCGUUGGAGUCGCGAGGUGUAAGAGGAACGGUGUAAGAGGACAUUGAGCAGCCGAUAGCUCGGCAAACUUCCGCGAUCGAUAUCCUCCGGGGUGCUGCCGGCAAGCGAGGAGAGGUGCAUCGGUGCGUUGCACUCGGGCGAGCGCGCCAUGAGAGCGUCGUUGUGGCCGGCGUUGCGCUCGUCAUCGUCAGACGUGGUGAUGGUAUCGUCGAGACCGUUGGCACAGCCGGUGUGUCACCUGUGCGAUUACGAAUGCAAUGUCAAGGCUCGCGCGACAGAUCGCCUCCGGUAGCGGGCGAGCGCGCUGAUCAGGUACGUCGCGCGCGCGCGCUACCGACGAGGAGAACCCGCAGGAUCUACCCCGGUGUCCCACGAAGCUGUCGUGUUUCACGCGAUCCUGCUCCGUUUUUCAGGCCAACCGAAUGAGCGAGCUAAUCAAUGGGGCCCGAUAGCCAAGCGCUGCCCACCCAUUGCGGUUUUACGACGGAGGAGAGUUGAGAGUGACGACGUUACUCACCUUAUCAUACCGUUGUCCGUGUCGAAUGCGUCUGACGUGUGCCGAGUUGUGUUAACCGAGACCGCGUGCACUUUUCCUCCGUUAUACUGAUCGCAAUUCGCGAGUUCGACGCAGAAGUGAAGUGAAUCCCGUGCUGGGACCGCGGUGACGAUUCGCGAUGUUGCCGAAAAAACCGGACAGCCAAACGGAGCCUUACGCUCUGGAAGACAUGAUAUCAGAUCUGCAAGCGAGGAGACACUCGAUGGACCACGAGGACACCGUGCAGGAUCCCGCCGAGUUAUUGAAGCAACGCGAGAGGGACCUCGUGUUGGCUGCUGAACUCGGCAAAGCUCUGCUCGAGAGGAAUCAGGAACUGACGAAGCAGUCCGAGACCUUAGCCGAGGAGUACUCCGCGAAAUUGGAGAGCUUGGAGCAGGAAAGGCAUCUGCUGCGAAGGAGGCUCGAGGAGGCCAGGGACGAGAGCGAGGCGCGGGCCCUGGAGCUCCAGGCUGACGUGGAGACGCUGAGGAGCCAGUUGGAGGAGCAAAAUGAGAGAGCGAGGAGAGCGGAACGCGACCAGGCCGCCUUGGUCGCGGAGCUGACGGCGCAGAACACGAGGCUGGCCGAUCAGCUGAGAGAGGCUGCCAAGCAAGAGGAGCAGUUGCUCAUCGAGGUGAAAGUGCUCAGGGAAAAAUGCGCCUUGAGAAACACCACCCUGCAGGAUCACGUGAGCAGCCUGGAGAUCCUGCGGGACGAGGUGCAACUGGUAUCGGCACAAAGGACCGAAUUAGAGAGGCGGUCCUUGGAGCUCCGGGAGGAGAGGGCCAGGGCGAUCGCGGCUCUCGAGGAAGCCGAGGAGAGAGCCGCGGCCUUGGAGCGGCUCAGCCACGAAGCGGAACACCGGGCGAGAGUGGCCGAGCAGGAGAGGGACGAGCUGGCGUCGUCAUUGGCGGCCAUCGAGGCGGAAAGGAGGGCUAGGUCCGGCUCGAUACAGAAGACACCGCGGUCCCUGCAGGCCGAGAUGGAGUGCGAAGAGAGCGGAAGUUCGCUGGGAGAACAGGAGGACGGUCUGCGGACGGAAGUGGCGAGGGCGACGAAGCGGCUGAGGGAGCUGUGCGCUCAUCUGAGACGCGGCGAGGACGACUCCGGCCUGCAGAGCGACUGCGACGAGUCCAUGCUCGUGAUCGUCAACAGUUCCGAGGCGGAAGUCGGCAGCAACGAGCGGGAGGCUCACCCUUCACCGACGAAUUAUUCGGGCGCGCUGCUGGAGCUGGUCGAGGAGGUCUACAACCUCGCGCUGUCGGGCCGAGGGGCGCCCGGCGAGCUGGGACUCGCGGUGGAGCUGCACAGGGUGCGAGAGGAGCUCGAGCACGCGAGGGAGCAGUCGAAGCAGAUGCAGGAGGAGCUGAAGCGACGUGCGGACGCGUUCCUCGAGGUGACGAGCAAGCUGAGCGUCUCCGAGGCGGAGCUGCGCGGCGUCAAGGAAGAGCGCGACCGUGCCAGGGGUGACAUGGAGCACUCCGAGCUGACGAAGGACGAGAUCGUGGCGAAGGCGUACAAGGUGCGAGAUCAGGCGGUGGCGAGGCAGAACCGGGUGGAGGUGGAGCUGGCCAGGACGCGGAUAGACAUCCUGCAGGCGGACAGCCAGCUGAAGGAAGCCGUCAAGCAGAAGGUCGAGCUGAGUCAGCAGCUGGAACAGUGGCAGAUGGACAUGCAGGCGCUGCUGGACGAGCACGUACGCAGCAAACUGACUCCGGCCGCGCACAACGUCUCCAUGAAGAACGGCGAGAACUCGGACGUGUCCGCGCCGGCCAGGAAGAAGAGGAGCACCGGCUCGACGAAGAAGAUGUUCGGCCUGUUUUGACGAAAGUGACGUAGCGCGGUAGCAGCGUUACGAUGAGAGCCCCGAUUGAAGCGGCGAUCGACUGGCGGCGACAGACUUGUACCUGUGGUUCCUCCUGCGCGGCUGUCUCGUACAAAGAGCGCAAGUGACGCGGAGAGACGCGGAGGGAAGACGAAAGGAAGGUCGUGCACUUGCGUUUCCUUUUCUCACGAACGUUCCGACACAGCCAUGGUGUUACUACUCGGCCUACGUUCGACCGUAAACAGGGACGGUCUUCUAGAUAUUUGUUGCCCUUUCACUGUUCGGUUGCGGUGUGUGAGGAAAUGUGGGGUUUGAACUGAUGUUAAGUCAGCGAUUUCGUAAAAGCCCUUUUAAAAGAACUACGAUUAGCGAUAAUUUGAGCCAGACUCGAACUCGUGUCAACUUCGGGACCUGUCCCGAACACCGGGACGCAUAUCGGUGCGUAAUAGUGAGAAACUCAGCGAGUCGCAUUUCCGGUAGCACUUGGUGAUAUGUGAAGCGACAAAUGUAGCCGUGACAGACGCAUUAUUCUUAGUGACGAUAGUCUGAUAUCGAUGCUCGCGACGAAACGGACUGCUAAUUCGAAUUUAAGUGGCCGCAUCUGCGUCGGCAAAAACAUGGGGCACGUCCCACUUUCUACGAUUCCUCCGGUAGGGAAAGUUACGGUUUUUGCGUUCUCGACGUGCGUUUAAUCGUCGCGAACGCGCUUUCCGCCCUCGUCUCGAUCCGCGUUUUUCAGCCCGUAAAUCUUUAUUGUGUUGAUUAAUCAGCACAAUCUGACCGAUAGUCAUUAUCGUUUGUUUAAAUUCAUAAGCUUCUCACGCGAGAAUCACCGACGACCGUAAAACCGCGUUAUGUCGACCGAACUGUUAAUGAAAUCAGCAGAAUCGACAGUUUUACUCCAUCGAAGAAGAUAUUAUCGUCAGUGUGUACACUUCAAGAGUAUCGAAAGACUCGAUCGAUGAAGUUCGAUUGAAAAUAUUUUUAUCUCGAGAGGAAAGUUUUUGAUAUACAUAAUUUGUGGUUUUAAAUCGCAGGAAAAAUUGAUCGCAAUUUCCUAAUUGUGCUUUCGUCGCUUUUUACUUUUAUUCACACCCGAAAGAUCAAAUAUCCGGGACAGAGAAUCUAGCAAUCGCGAGUUUUACUUUGCGCGGUAAAUUGUCGCCCGGAAAGUGACGGAGAGAGUGCAAAAGGUUAAUGUUCCCAUUAGUCCCGCGAGCGGUCUCGCGCAACGAUCAGGAUCGGCAAGAGUCGCGCGCACGGUCUUUUUUCCUUCUCGCGCGAGACUGUGGCGUUUCAUUCUCACGAGCGUGAAACCAAUCGUUUUCCACGGUAAAAACGAUCUCUAAGCGGGACAUCUUUUAUCUCGAGGCGUGCUCGCAACCAUCUCUGAUCAAAUAACGGAGAGUCAAGGCGCUCGAGUUUACUGUUAACACGAAACCAUUGUGAUACGCUGUGUCUUAUGUCAGGAUCGGGAAGGAAUAUGUUGCGUUACGCGGGCGCAUUUGUUGCACUUCUGUGACAUUAGUGAUCAUUUUAGUAGGGAAUUGUUGUAAAUCUCCUCAACGACGUAAAUCGACGUAACGCGAGGACGAUUAGCAAAUCGUAGGUAAUUUAUGAAACGUUCCUGCGAGAUGAGAGAUUUGUUCUCUCACGGUUUCGAGUGACGGUUGGUAUUUGUAUCGCGCGUAGAUCCAUGUAUGGAUCAACGUUCGCUUAAACACUGAGCUCGGAUGAUGACUUUCUAUAUCGAAUUAAUCGACCACGAAUAAUCGCUAUCCGUCCAUCGUCCGGUCCAGGUCAGGACCAAGACGAAUUAUCUGCGAUGCGAAUUGAAAGAAAAAGUGAAGGAAGGUAUGAUUGAGCGUUUUUUUUUCUUUUUUUCUUUUUUUUGAAAUGAAAGUCGAACGUCCAGCCGUGAUCUCCGGCCUCUUAACGCAACGAUAGUGCAAUAUCACUGGAAUGUUUUUGCGCAGCGAUACUAAUCGAACGGUGACCGCAACCGAUGCUCCUUAAGAAGUUCGCGUACUUCGUGUUAUUUCACGGGGAAUCGAUCUUAAGAAGCAACGACGCGCCACCUUCGACGCGGCACGUGUGUAUUCGACACGUGUGUCUUCGACUUUUCACGUGUAUAUAGGUGUGUAAAACACAUAUUAUGGCGUUGCGUGAGUCGCACGAUAGGAUCGUUUGUACAUUAGUACCUUUCUUUCUUCGAAGUGCGUGUGUGUAUGUGUGAGAGUGACCGUCGAGGCUGUAUGACAAUUGUAUGAUUCUUGAUCUGAUCGAUUAUACGACGACAAUAUUUAUUUAAUAAA